Molecule: messenger RNA, 369 nt
Organism: Symbiodinium natans
Lineage: Eukaryota; Dinophyceae; Suessiales; Symbiodiniaceae
Source: the annotation of a GenBank genome assembly
AUGCCGGACGAAGCAAAGCUUAGUCUGAAACUCGUCUUCGUGAAUGACGUCAACUCUGCCGAGAUGGAGGUGGCCCUGGCCUCAAAGGUCAGCGAGGUGAAAGCAAGGAUUCUACAGGAAUUUUGGCCCUCCUCUCAGCCCGCGCUGGAUACUGUGGAAAGGCUCCGGCUGUUUGCGGGCGGUCGCGAGAUCGGCGGCAAGGAGGACGACUCAAAACUGCUAAAGGAUAUCAAGAUUCCAGUGGUGUCCCAGGGGCCAACGCCCGUGCACGUAGCCGCCGUCCUGAAGGGUGGAUCCGGCGCCGCAAACGGACAGAGCAAAGAGGCGGUGAGUGGUGAAGCGUCCCAGUGUUUUUGCACCUUGCUGUGA